UGGAUUUCUGCACACACACAAACGCACAGAGUGGGAAUAAACGAGAGAGAGAAGACAAUGAGGGCAAACAUGAUCUGAAGGGGGGGAAAGAUACAAUCUCACCCUCUCUUGGGGCUCCGGCAGCGUUUUUUUCCCUGGGAUCGGGGAUUUAUUUUUAUUGGUGGUAUUUUCUUGGGAAAGGCAGAGGGAGGGGGAAAUCGACUUCAAGUGCGGAGCUGCUUCCAGCUGGUGCGUGAACCUUGCCGGAUUUGGGGGGAAAAAAAGCCCCUUGGAUACAAAUUUGCAGGAAAUCCUGCCGCGGGCGCCGAGAUCAUCACCCUCACCAUGAAUUCCGUGGCUGGGAAUAAGGAGAGGAUCGCGGUCAGCACCCGAAACAGGAAAUAUGGGGUGAACGACCCCUGCUCCCCGACCAAACCCGCGGCUCCCUUCUCGCCCGAAAGCUGGUACCGGAAAGCUUACGAGGAAUCCCGGGCCGGCAGUCGCCCAGCCCCGGAAGGAGCCGGCUCCAUCCUGGGCUCGUCCGGCACCCCUUCCCCGGGAUCGGGCACGUCGUCGCCGGGCUCCUUCACCGGGUCGCCGGGCCCCGCUUCCCCGGGGAUCGGCAACAGCUCUCCCGGGUCGCUCGGGGGCUCGCCGGGCUUCGGCACGGGGUCUCCGGGCUCCGGCAGCGGAGGAGGCUCCUCCCCGGGCUCCGACCGCGGCGUCUGGUGCGAGAACUGCAACGCCCGCUUGGUGGAGCUGAAGAGGCAAGCGCUCAAGCUGCUCCUGCCGGGGCCCUUCGGCAGCAAGGACCCGGCUUUCUCUUCUGCAAUUCACGACAAGCUGCAGGUGCCCAACACCACCCGGAAGGCAUGGAAUGAAAGAGACAACCGGUGCGACGUGUGUGCCACUCACUUGAACCAGCUGAAGCAGGAAGCGAUUCAGAUGGUGCUGACCCUUGAACAGGCUGCCAACACUGAACAUUGCGAUGCUUCUCCUGGCUCCCCUCCUCCCCUCCCCAACAUCCCCACCUUGGUGGGCUCACGACAUAUGGGCAGCCUGCAGCCCAGGGACUGGGCCUACAUGUCUGCUCCUUAUGCUACAUCCAAUUAUGCUGGCUUUCUGCCUAACAAACUCAGCGGGAAACAGAACAUAGGGAUCGUUAAUGGGAUAGAGAAGAAAAAUGGUUCCUUGGGACAUCAGGCAAAGGUCAGUGUACAGAUGGCCACCAGCCCCAGCAAUGGUAACAUCCUGAAUUCUGUGGCUAUCCAGGCUCAUCAGUACCUAGACGGCACCUGGUCCUUAUCGAGAACAAAUGGCGUUACUCUGUAUCCCUAUCAAAUUUCCCAGUUGAUGACCGAGACUGGCCGAGAGGGAUUGACUGAAGCUGCACUGAACCGCUACAAUGCCGAUAAACCCUCCUUGUACAGCUUACCUGCUUCCCAAAGCACCUGUGUUGCCAGUGACACGUCAACAGGCACCUCAGUGGCAGCUUCCUUUUUUGCCAGAGCUGCUCAGAAGUUGAACUUGUCAUCCAAAAAAAAGAAACACCGGCCUUCUGCGUCUUCUGUUUCUGAAUCUCACCUAUUUGCUACCAAAUUCAGCACCAUCCUACAGACUUCCCCUCCACCUGCUCCGCCAUGUUUGCUGAGGGCAGUCAACAAAGUAAAAGACACUCCAGGACUGGGCAAGGUGAAGGUCAUGGUUCGCAUUUGUUCUACCUUGGCCAGAGACUCCUCUGAAUCCAGCUCCUUCUUAAAGGUUGAUCCUCGUAAGAAGCAAAUUACUCUGUAUGACCCAUUGUCCUGCGGAGGCCAGAAUGCCUUCCAAAAAAGGAGUAGCCAAGUGCCACCCAAGAUGUUUGCGUUUGAUGCCGUUUUCCCUCAAGACGCAUCUCAGGCUGAAGUAUGUGCAGGAACAGUAGCUGAAGUGAUCCAGUCUGUGGUGAAUGGUGCUGAUGGAUGUGUAUUCUGCUUUGGACACACCAAACUAGGAAAAUCCUACACGAUGAUUGGAAAGGAUGAUUCCAUGCAGAACCUUGGCAUAAUCCCUUGUGCCAUAUCCUGGCUGUUCAAGCUGAUUAAUGAACGGAAAGAGAAGACAGGAGCCCGGUUCUCUGUCCGAAUCUCAGCAGUGGAAGUGUGGGGAAAAGAAGAAAACCUGAGAGACUUGCUGUCAGAGGUGGCAACAGGCAGCUUACAAGACGGCCAAUCUCCUGGUGUCUACCUUUGUGAGGACCCAAUUUGUGGCAUGCAGCUGCAGAAUCAAAGUGAACUCCGAGCUCCUACUGCAGAGAAAGCUGCCUUCUUCCUCGAUGCAGCCAUUGCCUCGCGUCGUAGCAGCCAGCAAGAUUGCCGGGAGGAAGAUCACAGGAAUUCUCACAUGCUCUUCACUCUGCACAUCUACCAGUACCGAAUGGAGAAGAGUGGAAAAGGGGGAAUGUCAGGAGGUCGUAGCCGCUUACACCUCAUCGACCUGGGCAGCUGUGUUAAACCCCUCAGCAAAAAUCGUGAAGGAGGCUCUGGACUUUGUCUUUCAUUGUCUGCAUUGGGCAAUGUGAUCCUAGCCCUAGUCAAUGGCAGCAAGCACAUUCCAUACAAAGACAGCAAGCUGACCAUGUUGCUCCGGGAGUCCCUUGGGAACAUGAACUGCCGUACUACCAUGAUAGCUCACAUUUCGGCAGCUGCAGGGAACUAUGCUGAAACACUUUCCACCAUCCAGAUUGCAUCCAGGGUUUUAAGAAUGAAGAAGAAGAAAACAAAGUACACGUCAAGCUCUUCUGGAGGAGAAAGUUCUUGUGAAGAAGGGAGGAUGCGGAGGCCAACCCAGCUGAGGCCCUUCCAUUCUCGGAACGUUGUUGAUCCAGACUUCCCCAUUCUUCACUUGUCAAGUGACCCAGAUUAUUCUUCUAGCAGCGAACAGUCAUGCGACACCGUCAUUUACGUUGGCCCCAACGGCACAGCCCUUUCGGACAAGGAACUGACGGACAACGAAGGUCCCCCGGAUUUUGUCCCCAUAGUUCCUGCCCUUCAGAAGACCAAAACUGAAAGCAAGCUGGAAGACAUGAGCGAGACAGCCCCCAGCACUUCUGAGAGAGACUGCUUGAAGUGCAAUACAUUUGCGGAACUCCAGGAGAGGUUAGACUGCAUUGACGGCAGUGAGGAGACUGACAUGUUUCCUUUUGAAGAACUGCCUGUUCAGUUCAGCUCCGACCAAGUAACUAAGUGCCCUGUGUCAGGCCAAGCAGCAGAGCUCACUAGUACAUCAGACCCGGGCAGGGAAGAAGGCCUGGCAGGCUGCCAAGAACCUGAUAAAGAUUUCAAGGAAAACCUGAAUGCAACAGCCAACAAAAUUCAGGGAAGCCAUUCCCCUGUUCACACCGGGGUGCUUAAUGAGGCACCCACCCCUCCAUCCCCUAGGAGUGUUACGGGCAGUCCGAGUAGCCACAUGAACUGUUCCCAGCAAUCCCACGGCACAGAUCUGCAGAGCAGCCGAGAAAGCCUUAACACCUGCGGCUUUGUAGAAAGCAAGCCUCGGCCCAUGGGUUCCCCGCGGCUUGGCAUUGCAAGCCUUUCCAAGACAUCAGAGUACAAGCCCCCCACUUCUCCUUCUCAGAGGUGCAAGGUUUACACCCAGAAAGGAGUAAUGCCCAACCCUGCACCACCACCGUCAUCUUUAAGCAAGGACUCUGGGAUGGUGUCCAGUGAGUCUCUGAUGCAGCCAGAGAUCCGCACGCCUCCCAUUGGCAUGAGCCCACAGCUCAUGAAAAAGUCAGUGUCUUCCAGCAGUGCUGAUUAUGGGGAGCCCAUUGACAAUGAAGAGCAGCAGGAGCAGCAGCAAGAGCCACCUCUUUCUCCUGAGUCAAAGAAGGAGAUUUUGAGCACCACCAUGGUCACGGUGCAGCAGCCCUUAGAGCUGAAUGGAGAAGAUGAGCUGGUAUUCACCUUGGUUGAAGAACUGACCAUUAGUGGGGUUCUGGAGAACGGACGUCCAACAAGUAUAAUCAGCUUUAACAGUGAUUGUUCUGUGCAAGCUCUGGCCUCCGGGUCUAGGCCGGUUAGCAUUAUCAGCAGCAUCAGUGAAGAUCUUGAAUGCUAUGCUAGUACAGCUCCUGUGUCUGAGGUCAAUAUCACCCAGUUUAUGCCUCUUCCAAAAAUGGGACUGGAUCACAAAGCUGAAGAGGCUGAAAGCAGACGUUCCUCUAUCAGCUCGUGGUUGAGUGAAAUGAGCACCGGAAGUGAUGGCGAACAGUCAUGCCACAGCUUCAUAGCCCAAGCAUGCUAUGGGCAUGGGGAAGCACUGGCAGAUGCGCCCAUUGCUGAACUGGCAAGAGGCGUACAGAACAGCAGUGUGGUUUGUAUAAAUGACAAGCAAAAGCCAGUCACCGAGGAAAUAUUUGUACUGCCAGAGGUUACCGACGAAAGUAUUACUAAAAUGUCACCUAUCAAAGGUUGUAAAAUAUCAGCCCUGGGAAAGACUAUGGUCACAAUAUCAAACACCACAAGCCUAAGCAGUUGUGAAGGUUUCAUUCCAAUGAAGACCAACAUUACUGUGUAUCCAUGUAUUGCUGUUAAUCCCUUUAAGGCACAAGAGCCGCCUGAGACCAUAUCUGCAGUGUCGUCACCAGCAAAAGUUCCCCAACCUCAAGAGUUGAAGGAAUCCAGUGUAAGAAAAGAGAUAAAAUUUGAUGAUCCUUGGCUAAAGAGGGAAGACAGUGUGAAAAAAGAAAGCUGUGGCCCCAAGGCUGAAGCCAUCACUCAACAAAAUAAGAAGCAGAAGUCAGCAGACAGGUUUAGCAGCAGUAGCGGAGAGACUUCUAGCUCCCCAGGAACGGAAAACCUGAAGAGGGUUGUAGAUGGAUGUGAAAUGGGACUUCCCAGUUCCACAGCCCACAGCCCAGCACACACUACAGAGAGCUUUAAAAAUGGCAGCCUCACGAGAGGCGUUCAGAAGGCCAGCAAGCUGGAGGAAUUGGAUGCUGUUUCUUAUCAUUACAUAGAGGAGAACAGUGCCAUUAGCUGUUCUGUUGGGUCCCAGACUUCCAGAGCUAGCCUGGAAAGAAGGAUUGCAUCCCCCAAACACUGUGUUCUCACACGUCCCAAAGGAACUCCGCCAUUGCCUCCCGUGAGGAAAUCUAGCCUGGAUCAGAAAAAUAGGGCCAGCCCUCAGCACAGCACUUGCAGUAGCAGCACCAGCAGCCCUUUGAACCAACCAGCACCUUUCCUGGCUAGUUUUCCUGAUGAGCUGAAUGGGAAACAAAAGGGUUCCAAUAUGGAGAGUGGUAACAAUAGCAGCAGUAAAUUGUUUAGUGCCAAACUUGAACAACUGGCCAGCAGAACCAAUUCCUUGGGAAGGACCAGUGGGAGCCAUUAUGAGUGCCUGUCUUUGGAAAGGGCAGGGAGUCUGUCCUCUGUCAGCUCUAAGAUGGGUCCUGGGAAAGACACCACAAUGCCCAGAGCUGGGAGAAGUUUCAACCGCAGUGCAAUGUCAUCACCCACAAACUCAGGUCUUUCUCAGUCUGCAGGGGCCUCGCCAAAGGCCAGUCAAUCAAAGAUCUCUGCAGUGAGCAAGCUCCUCUUGGCAAGUCCUAAGGCUCGAAGCCUGGCUGCUUCAACCACCAAAACACUUAGCUUCUCUACCAAGUCCCUCCCUCAGUCUGUGGGGCAGAGUUCAGGCUUGCCUCCGAAUGGAAAGAAUAUGUCCUGGUCUACUCAGUCUCUCAGCAGGAACAGGGGCUCUGGGCUCUCCUCAAAACUGCCCCUCAGAGCCGUCAAUGGGAGGAUCUCAGAACUUCUGCAAGGAAGCACAGGCACCAGAGGGCUGCAGUUGCGUAGGAACUCGGACACAGAUGAUCGCAGCACCGUCCAUGGAGAAGAGAAGCCAACUGUUCACCUGCUGCCUUCACCUUACAGCAAGAUCACUCCACCUCGAAAGCCUCACCGCUGUAGCAGUGGCCACGGAAGUGACAACAGCAGUGUCCUGAGUGGGGAGCUGCCACCUGCCAUGGGGAAAACAGCCUUGUUCUACCACAGUGGAGGAAGCAGCGGGUAUGAAAGCAUGAUGAGAGACAGUGAAGCAACAGGAAGUGCUUCCUCGGCACAAGACUCUAUGAGCGAGAACAGCAGCUCCCUCAGUGGGAGGUGCCGAAGUCUCAAAAAUCCAAAGAAGCGUUCGAAUACAGGUUCUCAGAGACGGAGACUCAUCCCAGCUUUAUCGCUUGACACAACAUCUCCUAUAAGGAAACCUACCAGCCCAGCAGUACGCUGGGUAGAUGGACCUCUGAGAAGUUCCCAGAGAGGAAUGGGGGAGCCCUUUGAGAUCAAAGUCUAUGAGAUUGAUGAUGUGGAGCGGCUCCAACGACGGCGCAUGGGGGACAACAAUGAGGUGAUUUGCUUCAACGCUAAACUGAAAAUCUUGGAGCACCGGCAGCAGCGAAUCGCAGAGGUCAAGGCCAAGUACGAGUGGUUAAUGAGGGAGCUGGAAGUGACCAAACAGUACCUGAUGUUGGAUCCCAAUAAAUGGCUCAGUGAAUUUGAUCUGGAGCAAGUAUUUGACUUGGAUUCCCUGGAGUACUUGGAGGCUCUCGAGUGCGUGACCGAGCGACUAGAGAACCGUGUCAACUAUUGCAAGGCCCACCUCAUGAUGAUCACCUGCUUUGACAUCACUUCUGGGCGCCGGUGAAGAAUUAACCUCAAGAACAUUUUGGACUACUGCCACUCCCCUUUCUCCCUUUUGAACAACACCCCAAAGACCUAGAAUGAGGAUGAAGGUUGGUGUCAUGUUUUGACUGUGUGUGGAAGAGAUUCCCCCCCUCUUAUUAUGAUGAAGAGUGGUGCGUACAUCAACUAGAUGAUGAUGAUGAUGA
Lacerta agilis (Sand lizard) is the source of this 6844-nucleotide messenger RNA. RefSeq names its product kinesin family member 26B (gene KIF26B). Bases 325 to 6660 code for a protein of 2111 amino acids. The transcript is spliced from 15 exons. The record is from RefSeq and is a predicted model, not a curated record. Gene Ontology annotation, molecular function: microtubule binding; ATP binding; microtubule motor activity. Gene Ontology annotation, biological process: microtubule-based movement. Lineage: Eukaryota; Metazoa; Chordata; Lepidosauria; Squamata; Lacertidae.